Molecule: messenger RNA, 717 nt
Organism: Cotesia glomerata
Lineage: Eukaryota; Metazoa; Arthropoda; Insecta; Hymenoptera; Braconidae
Product: COMM domain-containing protein 2
Exons: 5
Coding region: 75-686 (203 amino acids)
Source: RefSeq, a predicted model, not a curated record
UGACUAGUUUGAUAACUAAAAAGUAAAUAUUUUGGUGUUUUUAUUUAUUUACUUGUCACUAAUAUUUUUAAAAAAUGUCUCAAGUAAUUUUAGAUGAAGAUAAUCGCAAGCAUCUUGAAUUUUUAUCAAAACUACCACCGCAAGUUCUCCAGGAUUUUUGUAAAUUAACCAAUGAUUAUUUUCAAAAAGGACAUAAUUAUAAACUUUAUAUUAAUGCUGCUCAAAAACUGGAGGUAGAACCGGAUAAUAUCAAGCAAUCAAUUGAAGGAUUGAUCAAUUUAUUGAUAGAAUCAUGCAAAAAUAAGUUAACUCCCGAUGAUUUGAAAGAAUUAGUAAUUUCUCUAGGAUUUACUGACGACAAAGAACCAUUAAUAACUAAUUUAUACACUUCUAAAAAGCCAGAGUUAGAAUCAUCAUUAACAAAUAUCGGCUUUAAAUUACCCGAGUAUCAUAACAUGGAGUGGAGAUUUGAAACUCAAAUUGCCUCAAGAUCAAUGUUAAAGCAAUGCGAUCCUUUUGUAACAAUGGACUUUGCUUUAAAAAAUUCCGACGAGUCCAACAAACUCCAGCACAUUAUCCUCCAGUCAGAUGCUACAAACUUGCUACACGUUGCUGAAGAACUUGAAGCAGCUUUGCUUGAAGGACGUAGCCAACAAAUUCGUAAGAUUAAACGAUCACUGAAAUAAAUAAACUUUAAUUUUACCUUAACAAUAAUAA